GGGCAGGAGUUUUUACUUCCGGUGAGAAGAAGAAGAUGGCUAACGUUAGCUAGCUGCUGGCUCAGAAAAUGUCGCGCUCUUGGUAUUUUCUCGUGUUUUUCUCCUCAAAGUGAGACUGAAGGUGAACGGAGACGCCCCCUGGCGGCCGUCAGGAGCCGCUGUGUGUAGUUGUGUUGAUUCAUUGCGGAGUUUGCAGGCGGUCGUUGUGUGUCCGUGUAGCGGGAGCAGGUCGCGUCUCCUCCGGUCAGCUGUCCGUCACGUCCCCGCCAGGUGAGUCCGUCUCGCGGCUCCGCUGCAGAUUCAGCGGUUGUCUCCACGUGAACUUUACUGUGGAGGAGCUCAGAGGAAGUGACCGACACGAAGACCCCGGAGACAAAGUGUGUGACAACACGUCACAGCUCGGUGUGUCCAUCCGGAUCCACUUUGAUCCACAUCUGUCUGUGUUUGAUGCUGAGGACAAACCUCUGGGUGAAGACAUGGCCUCACUGCUGGAGACAAACUGACCGAAGGUGGCAAAACAAGCACAAAGACAGACAAGACUGAGAGAGACACAACUUCUGAGAGUUUAUGAAGAAGAUCAGAAAGACGUGUUGAGUUCCACUGACCCUGAAUCAGCUGGUGCUGGUCUGUCUCUGCAGCAGCGAUGGCAGCUCCCGUCAACCUGCAGACUCCCAGUAAGACGUGGGAGCUGAGUCUGUACGAGCUGCACCGGAGUCCGCAGGAGGCGAUCAUGGACGGGACAGAGGUGGCGGUGUCUCCUCGCUCUCUGCACAGCGAGCUCAUGUGUCCCAUCUGUCUGGACAUGCUGAAGAACACCAUGACCACCAAAGAGUGUCUGCACCGCUUCUGCUCCGACUGCAUCGUCACGGCGCUGCGAUCAGGGAACAAAGAGUGUCCGACCUGCAGGAAGAAGCUGGUUUCCAGACGUUCGCUGCGUCGAGACUCAAAUUUUGAUGCACUGAUCUCGAAGAUCUACCCGAGCCGCGAAGAGUACGAGGCCCACCAGCGACGAGUCCUGGACCGACUCAACCGGCUGCACAACAAGGAGGCGCUGAGCUCCAGCAUCGAGGAGGGGCUCCGCCAGCAAGCACGCUACAGAAACCACCGGGUGAAGAAGCCGACUCAGGAAAGUGACAACACCACCUUCAGCGGGGGGGAGGACAACGGUGACACCCGCUCUCACCUGUCCCACGACUCCGCCCCCUCACACCCCCCCCACCACUGCGGUCAGACGCCCUCAGAGGCGGGGCCAAGCCGCAAGAGGCCGCGGGUGUCGGACGGCACUGGAGCCGAGGCGGACAGCGGGAGCCCCACGCCUCCUGUGAGACGCCUUAAAGAGGGGGGGGCCUCGGAGAUCGAGCUGGUAUUCAGACCCCACCCACAGCUGGUCCACGCCCAAGACUACAACCAGACCAGAUUCGUGAAGACGACAGCGAACGCCACAGUGGACCACCUGUCCAAAUACCUGGCUCUGCGCAUCGCUCUGGAGGACAGACGGACCAACAGGGAGGUGGAGGAGGGAGGGAGGGAGGAGGGAGGUGGGGGAGAGGAGAGAGCAGCAGAGGGAGGAGGAGGAGAAGGUGGAGGAGCAGCGGGCGGCGGUGGCAGCAAAGGGUCGAGUCUGGGCAGCAUCAGUGAGAAACAGUACACCAUCUACAUCAUGACCAGAGGAGGACAGUUGUCUACGCUGAACGGAUCUCUGACUCUGGAGUUGGUCAACGAGAAGUUCUGGAAGGUCAGGAAGCCGCUGGAGCUUUACUACGCCCCCACCAAGGAGCAGCAGCCGGCGCCCCCCGCCCAGCAGAAGACUCCACCUCCUCAGAGAGAGGGCUGAGGAGCUGAGGAGCUGAGGAGCUGAGGAGCUGCUUCUCACCUUUCCUCCACACACCUCUUCUGUUUGAAGAUGGAGGUCAGCCGCUGACAUUCUCGUAUCGUUGGCGCCUGUUCUUUUUUCCUCCUAAACUCUUAUUUGAUUUAAUCUGUAAAACUAAAUCUCAAGAUUGAAAGAAAAUCGAACCACUCGGUCGUUGGAUGUGGAAUUCCUGUUUUUAUCUUAUUACUUAAAAAUAAUUAACAAAUGUAAAGGUAUUUUUUCGUACGGUGCCAAACAAGUUUCAGUUUUGACUUCAACUUCUUAGUACUAUUUAUUUGUCUUAACACAGAUGUCACACAACAACUUAUUUCCUGUCAGGAUUAGACUUAAAAAACUAUCUUGCUGAUGUAAAAGAAAACAUGAACGUGAGAAGGUGUUUCUGAAGAUCGAGCUCAAGAGACUUUCAGAGAACAAGAGCUGGUUAUAAACAUUGUUAUAAUGUUAUGUGCAGUUGAAUCUCUAAAAGAAAUGACUGAAGCUCUUUGUUGUUCAUGUUAGUUUAGUUUGAUCAGCUUUUAACAGUUUGAACCAAAGUUUGAUUUAACUCGACUCUGGAACGUUGUUUUAUCCACAGACUGUAAAUUAGAUCCUCGCUUCACAAAUCACAGCUGAUGGGAAAAUCAUUGAAAAACCUUUUAUUUUAAAGAAAGAGAUGAAAUAUUCGUGGAUCUGCACCAAAGUUUAACGAGUUAUCUUCUGACACAUUAAACCUCCUUCCACUGCUCACAGCUUCUGUGUAGUCAACAGACAGAACCUCCUUGGUAGAAGUAAUCAAGAUGAACAACUCUCAAUAUCCUGAAGUGAAGCCUACAGAUCUCAAAUAUGAGUCUGUGAUCCAGGUCCCGCCCAUACACUCUGGACCAAUCAUGAGUCAGUCUCAGCUGUCAAUCAUGGUGUCUCAUUAAAUAACUGAUUCAAACCAAACUGAUCAGAAACACGAACAAACAUCAGUGAGAUGAGAACGACCUGAAAUAACAAACAUUUAUUUAACGUCUACUUGGAUGUUUUACUUUGCUCUUGAUGAAACUGAUGCAGAUGCUUUGGCUUCGCUUUCCGGAGCCGUCAUGUCGGCCAUCUUUAUUUACAGUCUGUGGCUCUCGCGAUGUUUCUUCAAUCAACACACUCGUAGCUGCGACAGCUCGUAACCAGCUGUGUGGUUCAGGUUGUCAUGACGAUGUUUGGUUUAAUGAGCUCGUUUCGUAGCUCAGGUUCAGAUCAUCGCUCUCUGAUCGGACUGUUGAUCAGAGAGCGAUGAUUUUUAUUUAAAGAUCAGUCCUCAGGUAUUUAUCAACAGGAAAUGAAUCUAUGAUCUUUUUAAGAGUAUGAGACACACAACAAAAAAUAAUAUUACGAGAAGAAAGUCGUAAUAUUUCUGAAAUGACUCAUUACGUCUUCUCAUAUUGCGGCUUUCAAUUUUAUUUUCUUAAAUAUGGCCCCAACCCUCUAAUAGGUGAUGUAAUAUUUCAUGUUGUUGGCUGGAGCCCGUCCUUUAGAAAAACCUCUGCCUUUAACUCUGCUGCCGUUUUAUUGAACUCUGAUAUUAAGAUGUAGCUGUGACACUUCACCUGCUGCUGUUUCCUUUUUAAAACGUGUCUGUUAAAAAGCCAUAAACCUUUUUAAGGUUCAUUAACCCGACGCCUCCUCUGUCUUUACGCACUUUAUACUUCCUGCAGUCAUUUUCCCACCGUACCUGUUUUUAUGGAAUAUUUGUAUAUUAAGUGAUCUUUUUCUCGUUAACGCUGUUUUGAUCACUAAAUUCUGUCAGCAAAACAAUAAACUGAUUUAAUGAUCA
Hippoglossus stenolepis (Pacific halibut) is the source of this 3665-nucleotide messenger RNA. Its product is annotated as E3 ubiquitin-protein ligase RING2-A-like. Gene Ontology annotation, biological process: negative regulation of DNA-templated transcription. NCBI's taxonomy places the organism in Eukaryota, Metazoa, Chordata, Actinopteri, Pleuronectiformes, Pleuronectidae. Gene Ontology annotation, molecular function: ubiquitin protein ligase activity; chromatin binding. The record is from RefSeq and is a predicted model, not a curated record. Gene Ontology annotation, cellular component: PcG protein complex; ubiquitin ligase complex.